AUGGAGAGUGAACAGAUUAAAGAAGAAAAAAGGAAUCCUACUUCUAUGAUAAAAUUUCUCAAAAAACUACCCAAAAAUACACCUGAUGAUUACGGCACACUUAUAAUGGAAUUGACAAAGUAUAACCCUGAAGAACGAAUCCCCCUUACAAUCGCACGGCUUGAACUAGAAAAUUUGUUCGAUGAAAACGUACUAUGGAUAGAUCUUGAUCCGGAUGAUGAUGACUCGGAAACUCCAACGCCUGAUACUGAUUCUUCAUCGAUCACCAUUGAGACACCUCCGACAAGCACCGGGGAGUUGGGUCCCGUGGGCAAAAAAUCCGCUGACAGCAAGAACCCCAUAAACCCUACCAAAGAUCGUGAAUCAGAUAGUUCUACGUCCGCCAACAAGCGCAUAUGUGAUCAUGACAUCAACGAUAGUCCAACUAGCAUUGAUCCUCCGAACUUGAUUUUUCAAAGGAAUCGGUUGGAUGAAAAUUAUCUGGAGAUUGAGGAAACAAACCGGGUGACAGAAAUAAAAAAAAAAGUAUACACUAUAUUUGGUCUCUGGGAGAAACUCGUUGAUACAACGAUUAUUCAUCGAUUGGAAGCUUUAUGUCGUGCCGAGGGACUUAGAUCCAGGGAUCUGUUGAACAUAUUUGAGGAGAAUCCCUUUGAAUCUCCAAACUACUAUUUCGCCAUUGGGUUUUUCAACGAACACGGAUUUGGAAAAUUCGAAGACCCAAAAGCAGCUUUCGAGAAUUAUUCGAAAGCCAGAGAUGCACGCGGAAAAGUAUAUCUGGGUUGGUGCUAUUAUAAGGGCAUGGGAACGCAAAAAGACCCGCAAAAGGCUUUUGAAGCUUUCCAGAGUGCAGCCGAUCAAGGAUGCGCCUCUGCUCAAAAUAAUGUCGGAUGGUGUUACGAUAUAGGAUUCGGUGUUCAUUCUGAUCCCGUUAAGGCAUUCGAGUGUUUCAGGGCAUCUGGGGAGAUGGGAUACGCCACCGCUCAGUGUCGGGUAGGCCUCUGCUACGAGUACGGCAAAGGCACCGCAAAAGAUCUAGAAAAGGCUCUCGAAUGGUACAACAGGGCCGCCGAAAAUGGUCUCGAGUCGUCCAAGAAACGAGCCAAUGAAAUAUCAAAGAUGAUUGCAGGAGGCAGACGUAGAAACUUUCUGGUUUGUAGUCUCUCAUGA
Messenger RNA from Acaulospora colombiana, 1170 nucleotides. NCBI's taxonomy places the organism in Eukaryota, Fungi, Glomeromycota, Glomeromycetes, Diversisporales, Acaulosporaceae. The record is from the annotation of a GenBank genome assembly.